Molecule: messenger RNA, 1620 nt
Organism: Gracilinanus agilis (Agile Gracile Mouse Opossum)
Lineage: Eukaryota; Metazoa; Chordata; Mammalia; Didelphimorphia; Didelphidae
Gene: CSTPP1
Product: chromosome 6 C11orf49 homolog
Exons: 9
Coding region: 1-1062 (353 amino acids)
Source: RefSeq, a predicted model, not a curated record
AUGGCAUCGGGGACCGCGCUACGGAAGCCGGGAAGGCGGGGGGCCGCAGCCUCAGCCUCAGCCAGCCGGAGGAUGCUGAGCCCCGAUCGCUUAGCGCUGCCCGACUACGAGUAUUUGGCUCAGCGACACGUCCUCACGUACAUGGAGGAUGCAGUGAGCCAGCUGCUGGAGAACAGGGAGGAUAUUAGUCAAUACGGCAUUGCGAGGUUCUUCACUGAAUACUUUAACAGCGUAUGCCAGGGGACACAUAUUCUCUUCCGAGAGUUUAGCUUCAUCCAGGCCACUCCCCAUAACAGGGCAUCCUUCUUACGGGCUUUCUGGAGAUGCUUUCGAACUGUGGGCAAGAAUGGAGAUCUGCUGACCAUGAAGGAAUACCACUGCUUGCUGCAGCUGCUCUGCCCGGACUUCCCGCUGGAGCUCACUCAGAAGGCAGCCAGGAUCGUACUCAUGGACGACGCGAUGGACUGCCUCAUGUCUUUUUCGGAUUUUCUCUUUGCCUUCCAGAUCCAGUUCUAUUACUCGGAAUUCUUGGAGAGCGUGGCUGCCAUUUAUCAGGACCUGCUGACGGGCAAAAACCCCAACACCGUCAUAGUGCCAACAUCGUCCAGCGGGCAGCAUCGUCAGCGGCCUUCCUUGAAUGAGACCAGUGCCCUGGAGGGAGUGGAGGCUUCCCUCUUCUAUCAGUACCUGGAGAACCUGUGUGACCGCCACAAGUACAGCUGUCCACCUCCACCUCUUGUGAAAGAAGUCCUGAGUAAUGUUCAGAGACUGACCUUCUACGGAUUCCUCGUGGCGCUCUCCAAGCAUCAUGGAAUCAACCAAGCCCUGGGGGCUCUGCCCGACAAGGGGGACCUGAUGCACGACCCAGCCAUGGAUGAGGAGUUGGAGAGACUGAUGGCCCAGGUACCAGGGCUCCUCACCACUACCACCUCUGGCCCAGAGAGUGGCUGUCCACGGACCUCUCCCCGUGUGGGGUCCCCCUGGAGACCCCUCCACCAUCCCCGAAAAGUGGAUGCAGAGAGUGACGGCUCCACCGAAGAGACGGAGGAGUCCGAGCCCUGAGAGGCCCCGGAGGGCCCAGCACCCUACCCUGCCGGGGCCAGCACCCCUGCACAAAUUUCUCCCCCAUCCUUGCACCAGGUCCCCUCCCCAAGUCCCCCUUUCAAGACUCACCAGCUGGGCACAUAGGGCAAACCCUUUCCCUCCCUCUCUCUUCUCGCCCCUGUGGCACACUCCCCUCUGCUGGUAGGCACAGCGAGUGACAGCAGGGCUGGCAGCAGGCUGACGCAGGCCCCCACCUCCACUGAGCUCCACCCAGAUUCACCCACACUUCUGGGAAGACAUUGCCGCCAUCCCCCUCCCGGCCCAGAGUCACCACGUGAUCCCACGGGAUCGGGAAGCAGGGAGGGCCCCCCUGGGGGCCUCAAUGUGCCAGGCCAGAGUAGCUCACAAUCCCCUGCGGGCACCUGCUCGUCCAGGAAGGAGCCCCAGACGGGUGGGAUGAGAAGGGGCGGGAAAGAUGGCGAUCCCCUUCUUUAAAAACUGUCCUUAACCCUUGUUCUGUCUUAAAGCUAUGUAGUUCAAUAUGUGAAACUAUAAUAAAGUCCCUUGUGUCCAGGA